Rotaria socialis is the source of this 5823-nucleotide messenger RNA. NCBI's taxonomy places the organism in Eukaryota, Metazoa, Rotifera, Eurotatoria, Philodinida, Philodinidae. The record is from the annotation of a GenBank genome assembly.
AUGGCUGACGACAUGAACACUAUCAACUCCAAUGAUGACGGUGGUGGUGGAAGUAAAAAGUCUAAAGAUCAAAAAUCAUCUAAAGAUGUUUGUAAUGAAUGUGGCAUUGAACAUAUGCCUAUGAAAUAUGCCGAUAAUGAUUUUGUUAAUUUAUCGACUUUUAAAUUAUUCUCACAAAAUAUUCGUCCGACAAUUAAUUCACGUUAUCCGAAAUUGGCAACACAAAAGGUGAUGACACUUAUGGCUGCUUAUUGGCGUGAAUUUCUUGAAUUAAAAAUUUCUCAAACGUCUUCAAAUAAUAAUUUAAAUGAAUCAAAUAAUGAUCAAGAUGGAAGUGAGCGUAUGGAUAUGGAUGAAUCACGUUCUCUUGCAGCAUCAACACCUCCGCCUAGUCGUUCUCGCCGACGUCGUGUUAUUGUACAAGAUGACAUGGAUCCUGAUGAUACCAAUGAUCAACAAGAUGAUGAUGAUAGUUCAGUAGUAACAGCUUCUACAUCACGUAAAAAUGCGGGUAGUAAUAAAAAAAUUCCAUCAUUAACAAUAAAAUUACAAAAAGAUCAAGCAGCUGCUUUAGCUGCUAAAGAACAAAUGAACGCCUCCUCAUCGGGCAAUAAUGAUGAACAAGAAGUAAAACCGUCGAAAAAAUCCAAUCGACAACGUAAACGUAAAAGACGCGAUGAUGAUGAUCCAUCGAAUGAAUCCGAUGCUGAAUUUGAAGCUAUGCUUGUACAAAGUGAAAUAAACGAAGAAGAAGAACCGCCAAAGAAAAAACGUGUUAAAAAAGCACCUAGACCUCCGAGACGUAUUGCUAGAUUAAAUAAUCGACGACAACAACAAAUAGUACCUGAAGACUUAGCAAAUCUUCCACUUGAACAAGCUGGCUAUGAAACUGAUCAUCAAGAUUAUUGUGAAGUGUGUCAACAAGGUGGCGAAAUUAUUCUAUGUGAUACAUGCCCGAAAGCCUAUCAUCUUGUUUGUCUUGAUCCGGAACUUGAACAAGCACCGGAAGGUGAUUGGUCUUGUCCAGAAUGUACAAAAAAUGGUAUUACCAUACGUACACGACAAGCUGCUGCUGCUGCAGCUGCUCGACAAGCAAAAGAAGAAGACGAUAAUCAUAUGGAAUAUUGUCGAGUUUGUCGUAAUGGAGGAGAAUUAUUAUGUUGUGAUCGAUGUCCAUCUUCAUAUCAUAUGCGUUGUUUAAUUCCACCGAUGACUGUCAUUCCUGAAGAGGAUUGGUUUUGUCCACGAUGUACCAUUGAACCGCCACCUUAUGUUGUUAAGAAAAUUCUUACAUGGCGUUGGGUAACUCAUCCUGAUCUUCAUUCAACACUAACAAGUGAAACUAAAACAUCAGAAGUAGUUAAAGUUGAUGAAAAUGGUGAGUCAGCAACAACAACUACAACAAUUAUUGAACAACGUGUUAUAACUUCAACAACUGCAAAGGAUACUGUACCACCAGCCGAUGGAGCUGAUAAUGGUGCUAAUGUUAAACAACGUCUUAUUCCAAUAUUAGAUCCAAAUUUACCGCCAGGUGUAACACGUGGCCCGUUUAAAACACGAGAAUUAUUUGUUAAAUAUGAUGGCUUAUCUUAUUGGGUAUGCGAAUGGUUACCUGAAUUGCAAGUUGAAGUUCAUCAAUCGUCUCUAUGGCGUUGUUAUAUUAAAAAAAUUGGUGAUGCUCGACAACCACAACCAACUAUAGAUAUCGAAGGCGAGGAAGAUGAUGAAGUAUCACGACGUUACUAUAAUCCAAAAUUAGAGCAAAGAUAUUAUAAACAUGGUGUACGACCUGAAUGGCUUUGUGUACAUCGGAUAUUAAAUCAUCAAAAAGAGAAAGGUUCACCCACGUAUUAUUUUGUUAAAUGGAGAGAGAUAGGCUAUGAUCAAGCCACAUGGGAAGUUGAAAAAGAUGGUGAAUAUACACAUUUAAUUGAAAAUUGGCAACAACAUAUUGAUAAUUAUUGGAAAUUCAGAAACGGAUCUGAUGCUGAGGAGAAAAAAAAGAAGAAAACGACUUCAACAAAAGUUACACGUCGUUCUAAUCGAGAACUUGAAGAAAGCCGAUCAGUCGAUGCUAAUGGUGAUUCAGGUGAUGAAAGCGAACGCUCAGGAAAAUAUCCACCACCUCGUAAACGCUAUGAAAAACAACCCGAUUUUGUCGACGUAACAGGUGGUACACUUCAUCCAUAUCAAUUAGAAGGUUUAAAUUGGUUACGUUUCUCAUUUUCACUAAAUACUGAUGUUAUUCUUGCCGAUGAAAUGGGCCUUGGGAAAACAAUUCAAACUAUUGUCUUCUUGCAAGCGCUAUUAAAAGAAGGUCUUUCACGUGGACCAUUUCUUAUUAGUGCGCCAUUAGCUACAAUUAUCAAUUGGGAACGAGAAUUUGAAUUCUGGGCGCCUGAUAUGUACGUUGUUACUUAUACGGGAGAUAAAGAAGCACGUUCAAUUAUUCGUAAACAUGAAUUUUCAUUCGAAGAUGAUGCUAUUCGUGCUGGUCCGCGUGCAAGUCGUGUUCGUAAUGGUGUUAAAGUUAAAUUUCAUGCACUGUUAACAUCAUACGAAUUAGUCAGUGUCGAUUCGGCAACACUCUCAUCGGUUGAUUGGAGUGUUUUAAUUAUUGACGAAGCACAUCGCUUAAAAAAUAAUCAAUCACGAUUUUUUCGAACAUUAUUUGAUUUCAGUAUUGGCUAUAAAGUUCUUCUUACUGGUACACCAUUACAAAAUAAUCUUGAAGAAUUAUAUCAUUUAUUAAAUUUUUUAAAACCUGAUAAAUUCAGUGAUAUGGAUGGUUUUCUUAAAGAAUUUAGUGAUUUAGCUAAGGACGAACAAGUUGCCAAACUACAUGACAUAUUAGGUUCACAUAUGUUACGUCGUUUGAAAGCUGACGUGCUAAAAAAUAUGCCGACAAAAUCGGAAUUUAUUGUUCGAGUUGAAUUAAGUCCUGUACAAAAGAAAUAUUAUCGUGCUAUAUUGACCAAAAAUUUUGAUGCUUUAAAUGUUAAAGGCGGCGGUGGACAAGUAUCAUUAUUAAAUAUUGUAAUGGAAUUAAAGAAAUGUUCAAAUCAUCCAUAUCUAUUACCAGCUGGGCAGUUUGAAGCACCGCGUGCACCAAAUUUAGCCUAUGAAGGCUCAGCAUUAAUCAAAGCAAGUGGAAAAUUAGAUUUAUUGGCUAGAAUGCUAAGAAAAUUAAAAGAUCAAGGUCAUCGUGUUUUAAUUUUUUCACAAAUGACAAGAAUGUUAGAUAUACUUGAAGAUUUUCUUGAAUAUUUGGGUUAUAAAUAUGAACGUAUGGAUGGGAAAACAGGUGGCUCUGAACGACAAGAAGCUAUCGAUCGUUUCAAUGCACCCGGGGCUGAACAGUUUUGUUUUCUACUUUCAACACGUUCAGGUGGUCUUGGAAUUAACUUGGCUACAGCUGAUACUGUCAUUAUUUAUGAUAGUGAUUGGAAUCCACAUAAUGAUAUUCAAGCUCUUUCACGUGCUCAUCGUAUUGGUCAACAAAAUAAAGUUAUGAUCUAUCGUUUUGUAACUCGUGGUUCUGUUGAAGAACGUAUUACACAAGUUGCUAAGAAAAAAAUGAUGCUAACACAUUUAGUUGUUCGACCAGGUGUUGGCCGUGGUACGAACAUGAGCAAAAAAGAAUUAGACGAUAUAUUACGUUUUGGCACAGAAGAUCUAUUUAAAGACGACGAUGAAGUUGCAGGCAAUGGCGAAGGCGGUGAAAAUUGUGGUUCAAAAAUUCAUUAUGAUGAUCCAGCUAUCGACAAAUUACUUGAUCGUUCGCAAGAAGGCAUACAAGAAAAAGAAGAUGGUCUUAAUGAAUAUUUAUCUAGUUUUAAAGUUGCAUCCUAUGCUACACGUGAAACGAAUGAAGACGACGAAGAAGAAGAUAUACGUGAGCCACCUCCGACAGCUGAUGAAAAUCUUGAUCCAUGCUAUUGGGAAAGACUAUUACGUAUACAGUAUGAACAAGAUCGAGAAUUAGAAAGUCAUGCCUAUGGUAAAGGUAAACGUUUAAAACGUCAAGUUAAUUAUGCUGUACCAAAUAAUGAUGAAAAUUGGAAUGAACACAAUUCAGAUAUAGCUAGUGAAUAUGAUGCACCAUCGGCUGGUGGCGAAGAUGAAGAUGUUGAUUUCGAUGAAACACCUGAUCGUAAACGAAAAACAGGACGUGAUCGCCCAUUACCGCCAUUAAUAUCGAAGUCCGGUUCAAAUAUUGAAAUCUUAGGUUUUAAUCAGCGACAACGUAAAGCAUUUUUAAAUGCUAUUAUGCGUUUCGGUAUUCCACCACCGGAUGCAUUCAAAUCUCAAUGGUUAGUUCGAGAUUUACGUUGUAAAUCUGAAAAAGACUUUCGUGCUUAUGUUUCCUUAUUUAUGAAACAUCUAUGUGAACAUGUACCUGAGAAUGCAGAUACAUUUUCUGAUGGUGUACCACGCGAAGGCUUAUCUCGACAUCAUGUUUUAUCGCGCAUCGGUAUUAUGUCAUUAAUUCGAAAGAAAAUUCAAGAAUUUGAAAGUAUUAAUGGGCUGUGGUCGUUGCCUGAACAAGCUCCAACUGAGAAUUCUCACGAUUUAAAUGAUGAAUCAAUUAGUAAUACAAAACAACAGUCAACAAAUAAUGCAAGUAUUACGCCAAGUGAUAGUACAACAAAUAUUCAAUCAUCUGAAUCUACCGAACAAUUGACCAGUGGUACGUCACUAAACGAAGCAUCAAUGUGUGGUUCAAGUAGUAAUUUAAUUGGUGAAUCUAUGAGUUUAAGUGAUUUAAUUAAUAAUAAAAAUGAUAGUGAAAAAAAUGAAACAAGUACUGAUGUAGAAAUGAAAGAUACUAAUGAUAAACCAGUCAAUGAGGAAAAGCUUGAUAUACCUGAACCGAAUGCCAAUAAUGUUCGCACAACUGAAACCAGUAAACCAUCCAGUAGCAAUCGUAAAGUUCACUAUGUUCGAAGUGAGAAAUUGAAAGAUUACAAAUUUAUGUUUAAUAUUGCUGACGGCGGUUUUACCGAGCUGCAUUCAUUAUGGUUAAAUGAACAACGUGCAUUAGAACCAAAGCAUGAACAAGAAAUUUGGCAUCGGCGACAUGACUAUUGGUUAUUGGCAGGUAUAGUCACACAUGGUUAUUCACGUUGGCAAGAUAUUCAAAUUGAUUCAAAAUUUGCCAUUAUCAAUGAACCCUUUAAAAUGGAUAUGGCCAAAGGAAAUUUUCUUGAAAUGAAAAAUAAAUUUUUAGCCCGUCGUUUUAAAUUAUUAGAACAAGCACUUGUAAUCGAAGAACAGUUACGUCGCGCUGCAUUUUUAGGUUUAGCUAUGGAACAAACGAAUCCUGCAUUGACAUUAUCACAGCGUUUUAGUGAAGUUGAAUGUUUAGCUGAAUGCCAUCAACAUUUAUCUAAAGAAUCAUUAGCUGGCAAUAAACCAGCUAAUGCUGUACUUAAUAAAGUACUUACACAAUUAGAAGAAUUACUAAGUGAUAUGAAACAAGAAAUAAACAAAUUACCAGCCACAUUAGCUCGAUUACCACCUGUAUCUCAAAGACUUAAGAUAUCUGAAAGAAAUAUUCUUUCUCGUUUACCAAAUGGUCAAAACUUACAAUCAUCAUCAUCAUCAUCCUCAAUACUGGCAGCAACAACAGCCACCCCCACCACCCCCACAACAACAAAUGGAAGUGAAUAUCCUUAUGGAAAUUAUACGAACUUCAUUGGACCAUUUGCAUUACCUGCCAAUGGAAAUAGUAAUAAUAAACCAACUUCUUCAUCAUCGACAGCAUCGGUGGAUUCUUCAUCAAAUCGAGUAAAAUCUUCAACAACCAACUGUGAGGCUUGA